This is a messenger RNA of Thermothielavioides terrestris NRRL 8126, 2085 nucleotides long. RefSeq lists its product as uncharacterized. Gene Ontology annotation, cellular component: membrane. The record is from RefSeq and is a predicted model, not a curated record. Gene Ontology annotation, biological process: carbohydrate transport; transmembrane transport. Bases 332 to 1729 code for a protein of 465 amino acids. NCBI's taxonomy places the organism in Eukaryota, Fungi, Ascomycota, Sordariomycetes, Sordariales, Chaetomiaceae. Gene Ontology annotation, molecular function: carbohydrate:proton symporter activity. The transcript is spliced from 3 exons.
CGCACGCACGAGGUAGGAUUGCACAUGGGGCCGGGCCGGGAUCAAGACCUGGAUCCCCCAAUCAGGGGCGAGCAUGCAGAACGGGGGAGCCACCAACGCCGUUCAUCCGUACCGGGUCUCCAUGGCUGAUAUCGCGGAGAUGCAGUGUGACUACAAAAAGGCCCGGAUUGCUGCCGCCUCUGUCUCACUGCUCCUGCUCCCGAGUCCCGGCUCCUGGGGUUCCAUCCUUUUUCUCCCUCCUCGCUGCCGCCUGAAAUCUCGACGAUCUGAGAGUUUCCGACCCUCCCCCCUUUCGUCGCAUCAGAUCGACUCCGACAGACAGCUGCCCAUCAUGUCGCUGUCGUCGAGGAUAUUGCAGAAGAUUGUGCGGAACGAGGCCAUGGCCUCGGAUCCGCCCGAGAUCUAUGGCUGGCGUGUGUACCUGCUUGCCUGCUCGGCUUGCUUCGGCGCCAUGUCCUUUGGCUGGGACUCGGGCGUCAUCGGAGGUGUCAUCGUGCUGGACCCCUUCAUCAAGGACUUCAAUUUGGGUGACUCCAAAUCCGUCGCUUCCGCCAACCUCUCUGCCAACAUCGUCUCUACUCUCCAGGCCGGCUGCUUCGUCGGCUCGCUCGCCGCCUCCCCCCUGACGGACCGCUUCGGCCGCAAGUGGUCCCUUAUCGCCGUGUCCAUACUCAUCAUGGUCGGUGUCAUCAUGCAGUCAGCUGCCCUCGGCAACCUGGGCACCAUGUACGCCGGUCGUUUCAUUGGUGGAAUGGGCGUUGGCGCUGCCAGCACUAUCAACCCCAUCUACGUGUCUGAGAACUCCCCGCGCGCCAUCCGCGGCCUCCUCACCGGCUUGUACCAGCUCUUCAUCGUCACCGGCGGCAUGCUCUCCUUCUGGAUCAACUAUUCAGUCAGCAUCAACUUCCCCCCGACCAAGGUCAUGUACGUCUUCCCGCUCGCCAUCCAGGCCCUCCCCGCUCUCCUGCUGUGCAUCUGCAUGCUUCUCUGCCAGGAGUCUCCGCGCUGGCUGGCCCGCAAGGACCGCUGGGAGGACGCCAAGAAGGUGCUGUCGCGCACCCGCAACCUGCCGCCGACGCACCCCUACAUCCAGGAGGAGUUCCAGGAGAUCGUCGACCAGCUCGAGCAAGAGCGCCGCCUGAUUGGCGACGCCAGCUUCUGGAACCUGCAGCGCGAGAUGUGGACCAUCGCGGGCAACCGCCGCCGCGUGCUCGUCAGCAUCUUCCUCAUGAUCUGCCAGCAGAUGACGGGCACCAACGCCAUCAACACGUACGCUCCCACCAUCUUCAAGAACCUCGGCCUGAGCGGCACCUCGGCCAGUCUGUUCAGCACCGGUAUCUACGGUAUCGUCAAGGUCACCAGCUGCAUCUGCUUCCUGCUCUUCAUGGCCGACUCGCUGGGCCGUCGGGGCAGUCUGCUGUGGACCUCCAUCGCCCAGGGCCUGGCCAUGUUCUACAUCGGCCUGUACGUGCGCAUCGCCCCGCCGGUGCCCGGCGCCCCCGUGCCGGCCGCCGGUUAUGUUGCCCUUGUCUCCAUCUUCCUGUUCGCUGCCUUCUUCCAAUUCGGCUGGGGCCCCGCGUGCUGGAUCUAUGCCAGUGAGAUCCCCACAGCCCGCCUGCGCUCCAUCAAUGUGGCCUACGCGGCCGCCACGCAGUGGCUCUUCAACUUCGUCGUUGCCCGCGCCGUGCCGACCAUGCUUGUCACCGUGGGCGCUUACGGAUACGGGUGAGUUGCUCUCUUUCCCCCCCUUCCCCAAACAAAUAUCAUGGUUGUAAAAAAAAAAAAGCCGAAGAAAGACCUGGCUGACGCUUUGUUUUUCCCCUCUAUCAGCACGUACCUCAUCUUCGGCAGCUUCUGCUUCUCCAUGUUCUUCUUCGUCUGGUUCUUCGUGCCUGAGACCAAGGGCGUCUCGCUCGAGGCCAUGGACAAGCUGUUUGGCGUCACCGACGCGCCCAAGUCGGUCAGCGAGGAGGAGGCCAGGGAGAAAGAAGCCCCUCGCGCUGCCCAGGCCGAGGUGGCUUGAUGGGUGGUGGGUGGGAGAGCCCGGGAUAGAUAGGGGUGUGCUUGCUGCUUUCCGUAGUCGAA